Molecule: messenger RNA, 1763 nt
Organism: Ipomoea nil (Japanese morning glory)
Lineage: Eukaryota; Viridiplantae; Streptophyta; Magnoliopsida; Solanales; Convolvulaceae
Product: aspartyl protease AED3-like
Exons: 3
Coding region: 56-1360 (434 amino acids)
Biological process (GO): proteolysis
Molecular function (GO): aspartic-type endopeptidase activity
Source: RefSeq, a predicted model, not a curated record
UUGGCAGACCAACCCAAAAUGAAGCAUCUAUCAAACACAAAGAAAGCCCCUAGCCAUGAAGGCCAUCCUCUUAGUAUCCCUAGCCUUUGCAGUUUUAUUCACAGUAGGGCAAUGCAGCAGAGGCACCUGCAAAGUUGAAGAGAAGGGCUCAACCCUGCAAGUCCUCCAUGUUUACAGCUCUUGCUCUCCUUUUAGGCCGUCUGGUUCAGUUUCAUGGGAGGAAAGCGUGGUCCAAAUGCAGAGCAAAGACGAGGCGAGGCUGGAGUACUUGGGCAGCCUCGCCGCCGGCCGCAAGUCCGCCGUGCCCAUUGCCUCCGGGCGGCAGAUGAUGCAGAGCCCCACCUACAUUGUGAGGGCCAAGAUUGGGACGCCGCCCCAGACCUUGCUUCUGGCCAUGGAUACUAGCAACGACGCCGCCUGGAUUCCCUGCACCGGCUGCGCCGGUUGCCCCGCCUCCGCCCACUUCUCGCCGGUCAAGUCCACCACUUUCAAGAACGUCAGCUGUGGAGCUCCUCAGUGUCAUCUGAUGCCAAAGUCUACGUGUGAAGGCGGCGCGUGUAGUUUCAACAUGAGUUACGGCGUUUCUACAAUAGCCGGAAACCUGUCCCAAGACACCGUGACACUGGGCACAGACGCCGUGCCGGGCUACACGUUCGGUUGCGUCCGGAGGGCCACCGGAAGCUCGAUGCCGCCGCAAGGUCUCCUGGGGCUCGGCCGUGGGCCCCUCUCGCUGCUGUCCCAAACCCAGAGCCUCUACAAGUCCACAUUCUCCUACUGCUUGCCCAGCUUCAAGUCCCCCAACUUCGCCGGAUCUCUCCGAUUGGGUCCCGCCGGCCAACCCCUAAGGAUCAAGUACACCCAGCUCCUCAAAAACCCCCGGAGAUCCUCCCUCUACUACGUCAACCUCGUCGGAAUCAAGGUCGGCCGGCGAGUCGUCGAUAUCCCUCCCAGCGCAUUGGCUUUCAACCCGGUCACCGGCUCCGGCACCGUCAUCGAUUCCGGAACGGUGUUCACGCGGCUGGUGGAGCCGGCGUACGUAGCCGUGAGAAACGAGUUCCGGCGGCGAAUGGGGCGGAACACGACGGUGACGUCACUAGGAGGGUUCGACACGUGCUACACGGUGCCGGUGACGGUGCCGACCAUAACUUUUAUGUUCCAGGGGAUGAACGUGACGCUGCCGCAAGACAACUUCUUGAUCCACAGCACGGCGGGGAGCACCACCUGCCUGGCCAUCGCCGCCGCGCCGGACAACCUCAACUCCGUCCUCAACGUCAUCGCCAACAUGCAGCAGCAGAACCACCGCAUCCUCUUCGACGUCCCCAAUUCAAGACUCGGCGUCGCCCGUGAACUUUGCAGCUAAACUGCUUUAAUUAAUUUUGCUAAUUCAGUCGUGAUCCAGAAUUUGGUGUUUUGGAUUGGAAAUCGGUGAGAUAAUAAGUAUUGGUGUUGGUGUUAGUGGGCAAGUUUAAUUAAUUUUAUUAAUUAUGUUGUGAUGAAGAAUUUGAUGUUUUGGAUCGGAGACAGAAUGAAGUGAGUAGGUACUAGGAAUAGGAUGUGGUUUUUGUGUCGUUGGAAAGAGGGAAAUGAAGGCAGGGGGCAUGGUGUGGGUCUUACGUUAUGAUGGUUUUGAAAUUUGUGGAGUUUUAAUUUGUGUGUCACGGGGUCGUCCGUCGUCGCAAAUGCUUCCAAAUAAUAAUAAAUUUUUACGUACAUUAUUGUCACGGGUUUACCUACCCGGCCUGCCUGCGUUUUGAGCUUUGAAA